AUGUCAUCAUCACGGAAGCUGAAGCACCAUGAUUACACAGUCGGCUGGAUUAGCGCCUUGCCACUUGAGAUGGCGACUGCAAAGGCGAUGCUGAAUGAAGUUCACACCUCACUCCCAGUGCCCAAGAGUGACCACAAUACUUACCGGCUUGGGAAAAUAGCAAACCACAAUAUUGUUAUUGCCUGUCUCCCCUCUGGUGUGUACGGUCACACCUCUGUUGCGGUGGCAGCUCAGCAGAUGCGAUCUACGUUCCCCUCUAUCAAUUUCGGGCUGAUGGUAGGGAUUGGUGGCGGCGCACCGAACGAUUCAGUCGAUAUUCGCCUGGGAGAUGUUGUAGUUAGCAAGCCGACUGAUCGCUUCGGGGGAGUGGUACAAUACGAUUAUGGAAAGACCCUGGCAGACGGGGCGUUCCAUCGAACUGGGACCUUGAACAAACCGCCCGAAGCUCUCCUAACAGCGAUUUCUGAUCUUCAGGCGAACCAUAUUAUGGGCGAAAAUCACAUCACCUCUCAUCUACAAAUGGCCGCAGAGGCAUAUCCUUGCAUGAGAUCAUCGUUCAUCUAUCCUGGGCAGGACCAAGACAUUCUUUUUAAAACGCCGCACCGUCACCAAGGAUCCAAUGCUUCUUGCUGUGGAUGUAACUGUAGCAAGAUAAUGACUCGCUCCCCAAGGCAAUCCACAGAACCACGCAUUCAUUACGGUCUCAUCGCCUCCGCAAACCAGGUGAUGAAGGAUGCAUCAACACGCGAUCGGCUAGCAAGAGAGCUGGGAGUCCUAUGCUAUGAGAUGGAAGCCGCAGGGCUGAUGGACCAUUUCCCCUGUUUAGUCAUUCGAGGGAUCUGUGACUAUUCAGAUUCCCACAAGAAUAAGCAAUGGCAAAACUAUGCAGCAGCGACUGCGGCUGCAUAUGCAAAAGAGCUUUUGCAAUUCUCCAUCCCCAGUACCGGUGGUUCUCAACGGCAAAACUCAACAGAGAAAAUUCGGACAAAAGUCCCGAUCCUCAAGACAAAGUUCUUUGGGCGACAGAUAGAGCUUGUUAAAACUCGGCAAUACUUCAAUUCACCCAAGCCAGGUCAGAAAGCUGUCGUGGUCUGGGGUCUCAGUGGAUAUGGCAAGACGCAGUUGGCAAUUCAUUACAUCACCACUGAGCAGGAAUCGUAUCAGUCUAUUUUAUGGAUUGAUAGCUCGUCUACCGCUAUGAUUGAUGAAUCGUUUGAACGAAUCUCUUCACAAAUACGACCAGACUCUAGAAAUGAGCGCCCAGCUGUUGACAGGGUGGUUGAGUGGCUAGAGCAAGAUACGAAUCGCUCAUGGAUUAUGGUGUUCGACGGAAUACCAAGCUUCGAUGAUAUGAGUGGAUGCGACGGUCUUGAUAUUAGAAAGUAUUUACCCUCUUGUGAUCAUGGCCACCUCCUAUUGAUAACCACCGCAUCUGAUCUGCAAUCGCGACUGGGAUUUCUUGAAAUUCAACUACAAGGCGUUGAUGAACAUACGGGCUCUGAGAUUCUUCUAAAAUGUGCGGGCAUUCGGUCCUCAGAUCCCUCUGUGAUAGGCAAGGCAAUCUCUCGUAAACUCGAUGGGGUGCCUCUUGCCCUUGAACAAGCUGGCUCUUUCCUGUCGUAUGGGCUAAUCUCCAUGAGCGAUUACAACCAACAGUUUCAGAUCCGAUUUCUGGACAAAGCGUUGAAAACUCCCGUCAGAAGAUACGUUGGAUCGUAUGAGAAGGGGCGUACCCUCUGGACAGCUUUUGACAUGUUAUACGAUGCAUUGAGCCAACGAAGUCUGGAUUCAGUCAGGCUUCUUAAUCUGGCCGCUUUCCUUGGGCCAGGCCAGAUACAAUUCUCUGUCCUUUCUGGACCUAAUGGCUCAGCCCAGACUGGGUGUUCUGAAAAAUCGAUCACGCUGCCCUCGGAUAUAUCAAACACCCCAUCAUGUAGCGUACUAACCUGGUUGGAACGCCUGCGGUCUGAGACGACUGAUUUCGCAUUUGCGCUUGGGGAGCUCGAGAGCUCUGGCUUUAUCAAGCUUAGUCGCAAUUCAUCCGAUGCGAAUAUUGAUACCUUCAUCAUCCAUGACCUGGUUCGAUCCUUUAUCCGAUUCAAAAUGUCCAGGGAAGACACUCUGGAGAACGUGGCCGCUGCA
Messenger RNA from Aspergillus glaucus CBS 516.65, 2142 nucleotides. RefSeq lists its product as uncharacterized. The annotation marks the transcript as partial. The transcript is spliced from 2 exons. The record is from RefSeq and is a predicted model, not a curated record. Gene Ontology annotation, molecular function: catalytic activity. Lineage: Eukaryota; Fungi; Ascomycota; Eurotiomycetes; Eurotiales; Aspergillaceae. Gene Ontology annotation, biological process: nucleoside metabolic process.